AUAGGCGAAACUAUUAUAAAUUCAUUAUACAUACAUACAGUUUUGACCAUACACUAAAGUGAUGCCCGUUGUUACAGUGUUGCAAGAUGAUGCUGACACGACCACAGUUAUGGUUGAGGGACAAAUGUAUAAUUUUGACGAUAGAACAGGGUUUUGGUCGCCAUGGUCUAUAUCAGAUUUUGUUUCAAGCGGAUUAUCUAUUGGAAAAAUCUCAUUGAGUAUGAACUUUCAAAUGGCCGCGAAGGAAAAUACACUCUUUUUUCAGAAGCGUCAAAUUUUGAGGUUAAACAAGCCGAUUUUUACUUAUCCUCAAUCAAAAUAUAAAUUACACAUAAGUCAUCAAAUAGAACCAGGAGAAGAGGGAGGGAAGUCGUAUGUAUGGAAUACAGUUAUAAAAGAUGCCGAGACACAUACGGUUUUGCUUGAAAGAGCCGCUAAGCUUGUUGCCGCAGACAGAUCUUUACGUAAACCAAUUGAACUUCCAAAGUGGUUUAGGCAUAAGUAUAGUGCUCCAAAAGUGAAUAGAUUGAAUAAUUUACCAGAUGGUUUGCGAUCUAAAUCCGUUCCUGUAGAAUUUCCAAAUGAUUGUUUCCAAUGGAGAACAAAAAUAAGAUACAGCGAUCUUGAUAGCUAUAUGCACACCCACCAAUCUGUGUAUACCAAACUUUGUCUUGAUGCAAUAACCGGUGCUGCUUUAUGUGGUAAGCUUCAGCAUUUCAUUACCGAUAUAUGUUUAUAUCCUACAGAAUAUGUAGAUAUAACAUUUAUAGGGGAAAGUGUUGCUGAGGAUGAACUUUUGAUACGCAUAUUACAGAAUCAGGAUGAUGGUUCGAUUCUUCACUGUUUGAUGGAAAAGGACAAAAAGUCUGUCGCCUACUUAAAAUUUAAAAUAGGUCUGACUACACUUUCAAAAUCAAAAUAUUAGUGUGGUCUAGUUUUGAUACUCAGUGCAAUAGAAUAAAAUGUUUUAUAUUUGAAAUGUUG
This is a messenger RNA of Mytilus trossulus (common blue mussel), 984 nucleotides long. RefSeq lists its product as uncharacterized. The coding region runs from base 62 to 925 and encodes 287 amino acids. Lineage: Eukaryota; Metazoa; Mollusca; Bivalvia; Mytilida; Mytilidae. The record is from RefSeq and is a predicted model, not a curated record. The transcript is spliced from 2 exons.